AUGUACAGAAGCGUCAGUCGGGUACCAUUUCGAAUUGUGCGAAGGAGUCCAGAUAUGUAUACCUUUGUCCCAAAUCGAUUUUUCGCUAGGCAUUAUUCCACUGAGAUGACUUAUGUUCCUCCAGAUAUAUCGUUAAUGGACAAGGACAAAUGGCGUAAAAUGGAUAGAAACCUUCGAGAAGAAGUUAUACAGUACCUAGAUUGGAAAAUGGAAGACUCUUGGACCAGAAUGGCCAAUGGCGAGAAAAGAGCUGCUUAUUUUAUAUCCUACGGCGAGUGGGGCCCACGAGCUCAAAAAGGUUCUCGCGACGCACAAAUCGAGAUGACGACGCCCGAAUUAGCGUUAAGAGGUGUUUUCAGUGGUAUAUUGUUCACAGCAUUGGCUAUCAGCGUUGUAAAUUAUAAAAAGGAGAAGAAUUUGCCCAAAAACGGUACAGUUGAAACGAUUGACAGCUUAAAGGCAUAA
Lachancea mirantina is the source of this 465-nucleotide messenger RNA. The record is from the annotation of a GenBank genome assembly. Lineage: Eukaryota; Fungi; Ascomycota; Saccharomycetes; Saccharomycetales; Saccharomycetaceae.